AUGGCUCCUAUCGCUAAGACCGUCUGCAUGGCCCUUGCCGCCAUCGCUCUUGCCGCUGCAGCCACCCAGCCCGCUGAGGCUCAUCAGCUCAACUCUCGACACGCCGCUGCUGGCAGCAACGUGUACCACAACCUUCACUCUCAUUCCCGUCGCAUGGAGCGCAAGAUCCGACGUGGCGAUUCCUUCUCGAUCUCGGGAGCAGGUAGCAUCUCGGGUUCCGCUGCCUCCGACGGUGAUUCGGCCUCGGCAUCCAUCACAGGCUCCGGUAGCGUUUCGGGUUCUACCUCGGAUGAUGGUUCAAAGUCAUCAUCAGAGUCGCAUGCUCAAUCUGGCGCUGCUUCCGACGCCCAAAUCACAGCUCAGACCAAUGCUCAGUCUGGCUCCCAGACAAGCUCGCAGGCUUCCUCCGACGCCUCGUCCAACAGCAACGCCUCAAGCCACGCUUCCAGCAACGCCUCGAGCAAUGCAAGCAGCGAGGCCAGCAGUAAUGCCUCAAGCAAUGCCUCAUCCAGCAACUCAUCCAGCAAUGCCUCUAGCCAUGCAUCCAGUGAAAAUAGCAGCCAGGCCAGCAGCAACUCAAGCUCAGAUGACAACAAGGGCAGCGACAAGCAGGGUUCUAACUCGAGCUCCUCCUCCUCGUCCAGCCCUACUUCGCCCGCUUCGUUUUCGGGUUCGGCCGCCUCUGCAGCCUCGAGCACACCCUGCACCAGCGACCACAAGUCUGGCGCAGCUGCUGCCGCCACAUCUGCGCCCACGAGCACCAAUUCCGGUAGUACUUCUGCUGCCUCUGCCGCCUCUACCACCCCUUGCACCAACGACAAGAAGAGCAGCACUCAGACCACGAGUAACACCGCUACCGCUGCUGCCGCCACUGCCAGCGGCUCUCAGUCGUCCAGUGCCAGCGGCGCCUCUUCCACCCCUUGCACCGAGGGUCAGGGCAAGGGCACCUCUACUGCCUCUGCCGUGACUGCUCAGCAGACCUCUACCGGCGCCGACUCCUCCGACUCGUCUUCGUCUGACAACCAGGCUGCUUCCGAGUCGUCGGAUGAGGACAAUGCUGACGCAAACGCCUCCUCGAACUCCUCCUCGGACGCCGACGCCAAUGACGAUGAGGACUGUGAUAAUGAUGAGGCAGAAGCCUCGUCCACCUCAGACAGUGCUGCUGACUCUGGUGCCAACAGUGACGCUUCGACCUCCUCGGGUUCGAGUUCUGCUGCCAACUCCUCCGCUCAGUCUAGCGGCUCCAACGGUGGUUCCUCGUCCGGCUCGAAGGGUACCUCCUCCAGUGGCUCGUCUAGCGGCUCCAACGGUGGUUCCUCGUCCGAAUCGAAGGGCAACGGUGGUUCCUCGUCCGGAUCGAAGGGUACCUCCUCCAGUGGUUCAUCCAGUGGUUCUUCCGGCUCUUCGGGCUCUUCUGGUUCGGUCUCGAGCUCCGGCUCUAAUGCAGGCGCUUCGGCUUCCCCUUCCUCAGCUGCCAACUCCGGCUCUUUGUCUUCGGGCUCUUCCAAUAACGAUGGCGGAGACGAUGACGACUGUGAUGACGACGAAGCCAAUACCGCUGAUGACGACGAUGACGACUGCGAUGACAAUGACAGCAGCGACUCUUCGUCUGCUGCUGCCUCUUCCGAUGCUCCCUCGGCUUCGUCCAUUUCGUCCACUGCCUCGAACAACGAACAAGAGCUUACUCCUGUUUCGGCUUCUUCGAGCUCGGCUACCCCUUCGCCCACUCCUCAAGCUAGCAAGGAUAACAAUGGCUCUUCGUCGUCGUCCUCGCCAUCGGCAGCUGCUUCGUCUUCAUCUUCGUCCUCCGCUGCCGCCGCCUCUUCGUCUGCGUCUUCCUCGUCGCCUUCCUCUUCCUCUUCCUCUUCCUCUUCCUCUUCCUCUUCCUCUUCCUCUUCUUCCUCCUCAGGCAGCCUUGCCAACGCCAUCACCGGAGGCUACGCAACUUAUUAUUGGCAGAACGGGAAUCCAGGAAAUUGUGGCCAGUACAACAGCGACGAUACGCCCAUCAUCGCAUUGCAAACAAGCAUGUAUGCUGGUGGAUCUCGAUGUGGACAGAAGGUCAAGAUUGUCCGUACCGAUGACCCAAGCAAGUCUGUUAUCGCCACCGUCGCCGACUCGUGCCCUUCGUGCACCAACGCGCAGUCACUCGACCUCUCGUGGGGUGCUUUCAAACAGAUCGCCACCGCAGCCGAGGGUAUGGUCCCUAUCAAGUGGGCCUGGGUCUAA
This is a messenger RNA of Ustilago hordei, 2229 nucleotides long. RefSeq lists its product as uncharacterized. NCBI's taxonomy places the organism in Eukaryota, Fungi, Basidiomycota, Ustilaginomycetes, Ustilaginales, Ustilaginaceae. The record is from RefSeq and is a predicted model, not a curated record. Bases 1 to 2229 code for a protein of 742 amino acids. The transcript has a single exon.